UAAAAUGUAUUACUAUGGUUGAUACUUAUGUAUACCCAGCUUUUUUACAGCAGUCAUAUGAAGUACCAUGACAGACAGUUUAAUUCUUUUGUGAAGAUGAAUCAAAACCAAAAUGAGUGACAUUUUACUUGUCACAAAUGUAGAUGUACACAAAAGACGCAUCCUCUUUUACUGAUAAUAUUUCAGUGCUUUUACACACAAGUACAAUGCUUAGACAAAAAGUCAAUGUUGAGAUAAGGCACUUUUGAUUUCCAAAAAAUUGAAGAAAAUAAAUUAGAACUCUGUAAAUGUUUUUACACAAUUUAUACCUUCAGUGUAGGAAAUAAUGUGAAACUGAAAUUCAUAUCAGAGAGAGUUAUACAACAUAAUACAAUUUGAAAUAGUGGGGAAAAACUAAAUGUAGAUGAAAGGGGAAAAACAAAAGCAUCAACAUAUGAAAAAGCAUUUUACUGGGUUAGAUUAUGGACAAUUGUACACAAGUAGUCUGGAAGAGAUAGUCAACUUUUGUAAUCAUUAACUAUAUCAUGAAGACUUGGAUUGCAAUGAAUAGCUCUGUUACAAGAGUAGGGUGUAGCUCUCCUCAGAGAAGACAUUCACAUUCAUUUUCUCCUGGCACAGCUCCUUUUGAAAUUCUUCUGAGAUUCAAUAUAGACCAACAUGAGCAUGCCCUUAUCAAAUUUUCCCAUCUUCUGAGCCAUGUUUCUGUGUUAUUUUGGGUAUGGAGAAAUCUAUUCUUUGUGCACUCAGGUAGAGAGCACAGAUUCUGCAGAAACAAGACUAGGAUGGAUUGGGGACUGUGGCUUUGGGGACUGAAACUUUCAUGACCUCAAAUUUGGGAUGUGAAUUUUUGGGAUUGUGACUUUGAGGAUUUUUGACUUUAGAAAUUUUGACGUUGGCAGAUUUCAAUAAUCAGGAUUACAGGUUUCAGGAUUUGUAUCUUUAGGUAUAAUGGUUGGCACUAAAAUAUAUUAAAUAGCAAGCAUUCUUUCUCCACCUUUUUUUUCUUCCUAUGCAGAAUUAAAUUUGGUACCUUCAGGCUAACCAUGGACAACUUAACUUCAGUGAGUGGAUUCCUCCUCAUUGGGUUUUCUGAUGACCGUAAACUUCAGAUUUUACAUGCGCUGCUGUUUUUGGUAACAUAUCUGCUGGCCUUGACUGGCAAUCUCCUGAUUAUCACUAUCACUACCUUGGACCAUCGUCUUCAUUCCCCCAUGUAUUACUUCCUGAAGCACCUCUCUCUUUUGGACCUCUGCUUCAUAUCUGUCACAGUCCCCCAGUCCAUUGCCAAUUCACUUAUGAAUAAUGGUUACAUCUCCCUUGGUCAGUGCAUCCUUCAGGUUUUCUUCUUCAUAGCUAUGGCCUCAUCAGAAGUGGCCAUCCUCACAGUGAUGUCUUAUGACCGCUAUGUAGCCAUCUGUCAGCCACUACAAUAUGAGACUAUCAUGGACCCCCGUGCUUGCAGGCAGGCAGUGGUUGCUGUGUGGAUUGCAGGGGGCCUCUCUGGACUCAUGCACACGGCUGUAAACUUCUCUAUACCUCUUUGUGGGGAAAGAGUCAUUCAUCAAUUCUUCUGUGAUGUUCCACAGAUGCUGAAACUAGCCUGUUCUUAUGAAUUCCUGAAUGAGAUUGCAGUGGCUGCAUUCACAACCUCAACAGCAUUUGCCUGUUUGAUCUCCAUUGUACUCUCCUAUGUUCACAUAUUCUCAACAGUGUUGAGAAUCCCAUCAGCUGAAGGACGGACCAAGGUGUUCUCCACCUGCCUACCACACCUAUUUGUAGUCACUUUCUUCCUCUCGGCUGCAGGCUUUGAGUUUCUAAGGCCUCCUUCAGAUUCCCCAUCAGCUAUGGAUCUCAUGUUCUCCAUAUUCUAUACUGUGAUACCUCCAACACUCAAUCCUGUCAUCUACAGCUUGCGAAACGAAGCCAUGAAGGCAGCUCUGGGGAAGGUACUGUCAAAGGAAGAAUUUGCUCAGAGAAAGAUGUUCUUAAAAGCCAUAUUUAAGCUCUGAGUCUCUAGGCACAUAAAAGGCAUUGAUAGCAUGUUUCACACUGAAGGAGUGAUUGUCUUCACAAGGCUCCUUCCUCCAAACUUUGUAGUUAUUAUGUUCUUCUCAAACAUAAUUCUGCAAAAUGUAUUGUUUAUAAGAAUUUUCAUGUUCCUUCCUUCUUCCAAGUCAAGUGCAAUUUUGAAACAUCUUUUCUCUCAUGGCUUUAAAUACUUCUUUUAGGAAUUAGCUUGAGGCAUGGGUAGUGUAAUUUAAAGUAGAUUUUAUUGUGCCAGGGGAUUUCAACUCAAUCUUACCAAGGAUGCAGGUACCAAUGCCAGCGCACUUGGUAAAGUGAUAAGUAUAAAUACACAACCGAUCAAAAAGAUAGGGUAUGUGUCGAAGAGAUUUAACAAAUAAGACCAGUGUAAGCAAAUAAUGAAGGAUAGAAUUAAAAGGGAGAGAAUGAUCCUGCAGGGGAAGCAGAACACACAGCAGACUCAUAGAAUGGCAAAUGCCCAAAAUAGCACUCCUGCCUCAGAAUCAACCCUUGGGACUUUUGGAUCUGGCUAAAAGGUCCAUGAGAGUCUCACAGGCAUGGAAAGCCAUGACACGGUGGCAAAAAACAAUCUAAAUGAAGGAUCCUGGUGAACAAGACCCCAGCAGAAGGAACAGGCCAUCAAGGAGAGAGGCACCUUUCUCUGAAGGGAGGAAGGAACCUCCACUGUGAUACGGCCUUGGCUAAACAAGUUCAGAGUCGGUGAACUCAAGGGGCUUCCAUAGCCUAGAUAGCUCAUAGCAAGAGUCUCAGGUGAUUGCUGACGUCAUAAAUAAGAGUGCCAAUUGUUAAAUCAACAACAGGAGUCACUGGGUACAUGCUCCCCACGUAGGAUCUCUGUCCUUAAUGUGUUUUACUAUGAAACUUAAAGACAACACUACUAGUCGAACAAUACCUUAUACCUUGUGCGGUUGUGUGAGUGCAGCCUGUUGAAAUCCUUGCUUCAUAUAUAUUAAGUUGAUCUUCAGUAUACGAAGAAGUAACCAGUACUCCAGUGAUAUACAAUGCAUACGCAUGUGAAGAUCCCACCUGAGCCCUCUAUUCCAGUCUGCCGAUCUCUGCCCCUGCUGAUACAG
Messenger RNA from Oryctolagus cuniculus (rabbit), 3119 nucleotides. The record is from RefSeq and is a predicted model, not a curated record. Lineage: Eukaryota; Metazoa; Chordata; Mammalia; Lagomorpha; Leporidae.